AUGAACAUUACGCCCGUAGCUGGCCAAGAUGUGGGCAAAACCGCGGAGCAGGUGGGCGUGGAUGUGGGCGUGAUGGUGGGUCAGGUGGUGGAGGAUUAUCUGAGCGGCUGUCACCUGGUGCUCAUCACCACUGCACCUCACUCACUCAUUACCUCCAACAUUCUCAGGCACUUGUGUGAGAGUGGUGAGGCUCGGGUGGUGGUGGGGGCAGGAUGGAUGUUCUCCCAGGACCACCUUCUCCCUGGAUUAUGGGGUGAUGCUAGAACCACAUGCCGGGGUCUUAUCCUUGACCUCACCUACACCAACAAUACUGAUCUUGUCUUAAGAUUUCUUGAGGAAGCUGAACUAUGGAAGCUACCAGAGACUCUUGUGCUUGUUGUGGGAGGAAAGGCGGGGGUGAUGGAGGUGCUUCUCCACCAUAGCCUCCACAACACUAUCCACGCCCUCUACCUGGCCCUCCACGACCUCACUAUCCAUCACCUCACUCUCGAAACCCUUCCCCUCCAUACACCACUACGUAAUUUACGCCACAGGAAGCCCGUUGCACAAGGUCAGUACCUACUGAGUGGAGGUGUGUGGGUGUACCGGAGGUGUCUUUACUGUAACAGCGGAGAAGCAGACGUCCAGCUCCUCCACCUGUGGAACCUCACUUCAGUUACUCAACUCAAGAAUGACUUAUUUCAAGAGCAAUUCCUUAACUUUUGGAACACUAAAAUGCAGUUUUCAGCUCUGGUUAAAUACCCUUUCAUGGAUUACAAGGCGGACAGUGAUGAACCAGGCAGCACUGUGACACUUAAAAAUGGCCUUGAUGCUAGACUGCUGUUUCUCUUCGCUAAAAGACUCAAUAUUAGUUUUGAAAUCCGAGAGCAGCCUGAGAGAUCUUAUGGUAUGCAGAAGAAUGGCUCCUUCACUGGCAUGGUGGGACAACUGCAGCGGGAAGAGGCAGAUAUCUGUGGACCAAUAGCAACAAUUGCUGAACGGAUUCCGUCCAUGGAUUUCCUGAGUUAUAACAGGGUUGACCCGCUGACCAUAGUAUCACUGAGGCCAACCCUCUUGCCACAACUCCUCUCGCUAUCUAAACCUCUUUCACGAGAACUGUGGCUGUCGUUGCUAGCGUGUGUCACGGUGUGGGGAGUGAUCCUAUGGCUGCUGCAGAAGGUAUGGUGGUGGUUGACAGGUAAACGUGGGGUCAAUUUCGUCUCCAUCCUCCUGUAUGGCUGGGGCGCCCUCCUCGCAAACUUACCGUCUGACCCUUCUGUCAACAAAGCAGGAAAAGUGUUGGUGGGCGUCUGUCUGAUGUUCUGUCUGGUUAUUACUACAGGAUACACUUCCUCGUUAGUUGCUCACCUGUCAGUCCAGGGAAAGACCAAGCCCCCUGAAACCUUCGAAGACCUUGUGACUCUAAAGAACUGGAAGUGGGGUAUUGAAACCCCGCUUCUAACUGGAGCGGUGUUGCUUUAUUUCUCACAGCAUACAGACCCAGUAAUACAAAAAGUAUAUAAGGAAAUGGAUACUCUGUUGAUGGCGGAGGGACUCAAGAAGGUAAGAGCAGGAGGUUACUCAUUCAUAUGCGUGCGUCUCUCCAUCAGCUUGUUGAUAGACUCCCAGUAUAACGACAGCUACGGACAAAACCCGUACUACCUCAGCAAUUUAAAAAUGCGUCUACUGUCUGGCUUUGGAUGGGGUUUCAGGAAAGGGGCUCCAUUUUCUAAUAGAUUUAUGCAGUUGAUGUUCAGAUUGCAAGACGCUGGAGUUAUCAACCGAUGGGUGAAAGAAGUGGUGGCACAAAGUGUAAGAGAGAACAAAGCAGCUGCAGCACUCAAUCCACAAGCUAACACGAGCACUACACCAUAUAAAAAAGACAGCAGAGUGGUGUUGGGAAUGAAUCACCUACAAGGAGCAUUCCACAUGCUGGUGCUGGGUACAGGAGUGGCCUUCCUCACCCUGCUGGAAGAGAACCUCGCCUGCUGGUGCUCUUCCCCUCAGUUUCUUGAGAAAGCUGAAUUAUGGAAGUUACUGAGACUUGGUGAUUGUGGUGGAAGGAGAACUGAAGUGAAGGACGUGCUUCUCCACCAUAGCUUCCACAACACUGUCCAUGUUCUCUACUUGGCCCCCAUGACCUCACCUCAUGACCUCACCCUUCAUGAGCUCACCCUUGAUGACCUCACCGUCCACAGCAUCACUCUUAAUGACCUCACUCUCCACGCUCACCACCACACAUACGUAACUCACAUAACAGACAACCAGUUGCCGAGUUUUCAGAUUAGUGAGGCUCCAGACAGACAAUAUGGCAUGCAGAAGAAUGGCCGGUUCACUGGCAUCACGGGACAACUGCAGCGGGAAGAGGCAGACAUGGGUGGAUCAAUGGGACCGCUUGCUGAACGGAUCCCAGCCAUGGAAUUCUUGUGGGUAAUUGAAGCUGACCUGCUGGCCAUCGUGUCUUUAAAGCCAACUCUCUCGCCACAACUUCUCUCGCUCUCUAAACCUUUUACAGGAAGAGGAGAGCAGAGUGGUGUUGGGAAUGAGUCACCUGCAAGGAGCAUUCUACAUGCUGCUGCUGGGUACAGGAGUGGCCUUCCUCACCCUGCUGGGGGAGAACCUCGCCCACUGGUGCUCCUCGCCUCAGUAACCACCUCACUCUGCUGUGGGAGAACCUCGCCCACUGGCGUUCCUCGCAUCAGUAACCUCCUCACUCUGCUGGGGGAGAACCUCGCCACUGGUGCUCCUCCCCUUAGUAACCACCUCACCCUGCUGGGGGAGAACCUCGCCACUGGUGCUCCUCCCCUCAGUAACCACCUCACCCUGCUGGGGGAGAACCUCGCCACUGGUGCUCCUCCCCUCAUGUCAGCUUCGACAGUUAUCAACACUGCGCCCGUAGCUGGCCAAGAUGUGGGCAAAACCGCGGAGCAGGUGGGCGUGGAUGUGGGAGUGAUGGUGGGUCAGGUGGUGGAGGAUUAUCUGAGUGGCUGUCACCUGGUGCUCAUCACCACUGCACCUCACUCACUCAUUACCUCCAACAUUCUCAGGCACCUGUGUGAAAAUGGAGAGGCUCGGGUGGUGGUGGGGGCAGGAUGGAUGCUCUCCCAGGACCACCUUCUCCCUGGAUUAUGGGGUGAUGCUAGAACCACAUGCCGGGGUCUUAUCCUUGACCUCACCUACACCAACAGUACUGAUCUUGUCUUAAGAUUUCUUGAGGAAGCUGAACUAUGGAAGCUACCAGAGACUCUUGUGCUUGUUGUGGGAGGAAAGGCGGGGGUGAUGGAGGUGCUUCUCCACCAUAGCCUCCACAACACUAUCCACGCCCUCUACCUGGCCCUCCACGACCUCACUAUCCAUCACCUCACUCUCGAAACCCUUCCCCUCCAUACACCACUACGUAACUUACGCCACAGGAAGCCCGUUGCACAAGGUCAGUACCUACUGAGUGGAGGUGUGUGGGUGUAUCGGAGGUGUCUUUACUGUAACAGCGGAGAAGCAGACGUCCAGCUCCUCCACCUGUGGAACCUCACUUCAGUUACUCAAAUCAGUAAUGACUUAUUUCAAGAGCAAUUCCUUAACUUUUGGAACACUAAAAUGCAGUUUUCAACUCUGGUUAACAUCGCUUAUACGGAUUACACUGCGGACAGUGAUAAACCAGGCAGCACUGUGACGCUUAAAAAUGGCCUUGAUGCUAGACUGCUGUUUCUCUUCGCUGAAAGACUCAAUAUUAGUUUUGAAAUCCGAGAGCAGCCUGAGAGAUCUUAUGGUAUGCAGAAGAAUGGCUCCUUCACUGGCAUGGUGGGACAACUGCAGCGGGAAGAGAUAGACAUUAGUGGACCAAUGGUAACAAUUGCUGAACGGAUUCCCUACAUGGAUUUCCUGAGUUAUAACAGGGUUGACCCGCUGACCAUAGUAUCACUGAGGCCAACCCUCUUGCCACAACUCCUCUCGCUAUCUAAACCUCUUUCACGAGAACUGUGGCUGUCGUUGCUAGCGUGUGUCACGGUGUGGGGAGUGAUCCUAUGGCUGCUGCAGAAGGUAUGGUGGUGGUUGACAGGUAAACGUGGGGUCAAUUUCGUCUCCAUCCUCCUGUAUGGCUGGGGCGCCCUCCUCGCAAACUUACCGUCUGACCCUUCUGUCAACAAAGCAGGAAAAGUGUUGGUGGGCGUCUGGCUGAUGUUCUGUCUGGUCAUUACUACAGGAUACACUUCCUCGUUAGUUGCUCACCUGUCAGUCCAGGGAAAGACCAAGCCCCCUGAAACCUUCGAAGACCUUGUGACUCUAAAGAACUGGAAGUGGGGUGCUGAAACCCGGGUUCUAACUGGAGCUGUGUUGCUCUACUUCUCACAGCAUACAGACCCAGUAAUACAAAAAAUAUAUAAGGAAAUGGAUACUCUGUCGGUGGCGGAGGGACUAGAGAAGGUAAGAGCAGGAGGUUACUCAUUCAUUUGGGUGCGUCUCUCCAUCAGCCUGUUGAUAGACUCCCAGUAUAACGGCAGAUACGAGCAAAAUCCGUACUACCUCAGCAAUUUAAAUAUGCGUCUACUAUCUGGCUUUGGAUGGGGUUUCAGGAAAGGGGCUCCAUUUUUUAAUAGAUUUAUGCAGUUGAUGUUCAGCUUGCAAGGUGCUGGAAUUAUCAACAGAUGGAUGAAAGAUGUGAUGGAACAACGUGUUAGAGAGAACAAAACAGCUGCAGCACUCAAUCCACAACCUGUCUCGAGCACUACAUCAUAUGAAGAGGACAGCAGAGUGGUGUUGGGAAUGAAUCACCUUCAAGGAGCAUUCUACAUGCUGCUGCUGGGUACAGGCGUGGCCUUCCUCACCCUGCUGGGGGAGAACCUCGCCCACUGGUGCUCCUCGCCUAAGUAA
Molecule: messenger RNA, 4848 nt
Organism: Cherax quadricarinatus
Lineage: Eukaryota; Metazoa; Arthropoda; Malacostraca; Decapoda; Parastacidae
Source: RefSeq, a predicted model, not a curated record